This is a messenger RNA of Vigna unguiculata (cowpea), 777 nucleotides long. Its product is annotated as large ribosomal subunit protein eL33w-like. Gene Ontology annotation, cellular component: ribosome. The record is from RefSeq and is a predicted model, not a curated record. Gene Ontology annotation, biological process: translation. Gene Ontology annotation, molecular function: structural constituent of ribosome. Lineage: Eukaryota; Viridiplantae; Streptophyta; Magnoliopsida; Fabales; Fabaceae.
AAUUGGGCCUUGAAUAUGGGCCUUGAAUAUGGGCCAAUGGGUUAUGAGUACUGCAGUAAGGGGAAGAGAGUAGAUACUUGCGGAAACCCUAGUUGGCCCGCUUCGUUACGUUACACUAUCUCUAUAAGAACCCAGAGACUGAUAUUGCAGAACCUGCUUCUGCCGAGCUUAUCGAAGAAGAGAGGAGAGGAAGGAGGAGGCAUCUUCAUUACCAAGAUGGUUAAAGGACGCCAAGGAGAACGUGUCAGACUUUAUGUCAGGGGCUCAAUUCUUGGAUACAAGAGGUCCAAGUCAAAUCAGUACCCAAAUACUUCUCUCAUCCAGAUUGAGAAUGUAAACUCCAAGGAAGAAGUUGCGUGGUACGCUGGGAAGCGUAUGGCUUAUAUUUACAAGGCCAAGGUAAAGAAGAACGGAAGCCACUAUCGUUGCAUUUGGGGUAAGGUCACCCGACCUCAUGGUAACAGUGGUGUCGUUAGAGCUAAGUUCAAGUCUAAUCUGCCUCCAAGAUCGAUGGGAGCAAGGGUUAGAGUGUUUAUGUAUCCAAGCAAUAUAUGAGGAUAUGUUGGACGUGGUGCUUGUAUGCGAGUUAAUUUUGUGUUUUUUGGUAGCUCAUGAACAGAAUAGUAUGUCGUUUAGGAUGACGAAUGAAUCGUAUGUUUUUUUCUUCGUCAAUAAGGAUUUCUAGUCUCAAUUUUAUAAAUGGAUUUUUUUACUUGACUGUUUCACAAAGUCAGUUUCGCUUCCCCUCGAAAUCUAGAAUUCAAAACUUAAAAAUGA